GUAUUUUUAAAAAUGGGAAAUGUACCCUAGCGUGACCGACAGAAUAGAUGAAGUACGCUUGAGAGGAUUUGCUGUUGGCAGUGAGGCUGGGCUUUUCUCCACGGACGCUCGCCUGUGAGAACAUCAUGAGGGGCCUCAGCAGCCUGACCUGUGCAAUCAAACUCCUUCUCCUGCUCGCAGUGAGUGAAUCUUCAGCACAGACGAUCACUGGGUUCGCUGGGAGGAGAGUCACCCUGCCUUGCAAAUAUAAUGGCAAUUAUUACGGCCGUCUGCCUGCGUGCUGGGGGCGAGGUGCGGUGCCACUACGAGGCUGCAGUAACAGGAUCAUCAGUACCAACGGGCGAAUAGUGACUUUCAGAAGCAGUGCCAGAUAUUUGUUAGAGAUCAGCCAGGGCGAUGUCUCCCUGACCAUUCUCAAUGCUGUGGAAAGUGACUCUGGGACGUACGGAUGCCGUGUGGAUAUUCCAGGACUGUUUAAUGACCAGAAAAGAAAUGUCUUUCUAAUGAUUCUGAAAGGACCUCCAACGACAACACAGGCUCCCGUGACAUCAACUGCGCCGACAGAGCCUCAGACCACUACAGGACCUACAACAACAACACAGGCUCCCGUGACAUCAACUGCGCCGACAGAGCCUCAGACCACUACAGCACCUACAACAACAACACAGGCUCCCGUGACAUCAACUGCGCCGACAGAGCCUCAGACCACUACAGGACCUCCAACGACAACACAGGCUCCCGUGACAUCAACUGCGCCGACAGAGCCUCAGACCACUACAGGACCUCCAACGACAACACAGGCUCCCGUGACAUCAACUGCGCCGACAGAGCCUCAGACCACUACAGGACCUCCAACGACAACACAGGCUCCCAUGACGUCAACUGCGCCGACUGAAACCACAAGGACACUGACCAGUACAGCCAUGGACACUCAUGCUGCUCCAGUGAAAACAGAUUCUGCUGCCAUGCUGCCCUCGCCGGUGCAUCCAGCGUCUUUCAAAGGCCACUCUCCUGCAUCAGCACCACCUCCUACGUCAUCACCAUGGCGACCCAUCCAUGAAAACACAGAGAUGCUGCCUACCGCAAGCACUGAGAGAAAAGAUGCAACUCAUCCAGAUUUUUCUGAGAAGUGGAAAGAUAUACUACGACUGAGCCUCUGGAUUCUGUUACCUGGGUCAGCUAUGUUUCUGGUGGCUGUGGGUCUGAUCAAAUGGCGAAAGAUCAAGGCAUCAGGCAGUUUUAACCUAUUUCGGCAGUCGAAUGCUUUUUGGCAAAGACAGCUGUGGAAAAAACAGGAAAUUCAAGCAACAUACCAGAGAAAUCAAUGAAGAACCUGUAGAGUAACAGCAACUCAGAAACACAUCUUGAAUGAUCACUGACUUUUCAUCAGCAGCCUUUUCACUGAGUUGUUUUCUGAACAGGUUUAAAAGGAAACCUUGAAAAUGUUUUUUGCAUAAAGACAUGUCUAUGUUUAUAUCCUUGCAAAUCUUAAAAGUUCAUGAAUUUUAAUAAAAAGUGACUCCAA
Paramormyrops kingsleyae is the source of this 1525-nucleotide messenger RNA. Lineage: Eukaryota; Metazoa; Chordata; Actinopteri; Osteoglossiformes; Mormyridae. The record is from RefSeq and is a predicted model, not a curated record.